CUUCUAUGCAUACUUGCAUAUUCCAUAAACCCUAAUGCGGAAAGUCUUACAGAAAAACCCGAAACAUUUGUUGGGUUUUCAUCAAAAUGCCAUCCACGGAUCCAGAUCUUCGUCUCCUAAACCCUAUUCCACCACGCAGAAUCAACACUUGCUCAACGAAAUCAGACACAUUCUUCAAUCAGACAACUGGGCAGACAUCUUACCCCUCUCAAACGUACCCAAAAAGCUGAACCCACAUGUAAUUCGAUCUUUGCUUCAAGAAAACCAGGUGGGUAUUCAAUCAAAUCCCCAAUUAUUGCCUCUUUUAGCCAUUACUCUCUGCAACUCUAACUUGUAUGGAUGUGCUAGUCUUAUAAUUGAUGCAAUGAUUGCAAUUGGUUCCUCUCCUAUCUCGAUUUCGGGUUCUAUUGUUAGUUGUUAUAAUGAAAAUUUCGAUCCUCACACUAACUUGAAUCCCACAGUUUUUGAGGUGGUUGUGGAUAGGUUUAGAAUAAAGGGUUUAUUAGAUGAAGCUGCUGAAAUCCUUCUAAGUGAUCUCCAAAUUGUUCCUAGUCCUCUAUCUUUCAAUUCGUUAUUAAAAGAUUUGCUUAAUGGUAACAAGUUUGAUCUUUUCUGGGAUGUAUGCAAAGCGAUGUCGAAAAAAGUCGGUUUCUUUGAUGUUUAUGCCUAUGGUCUUAUGAUAAAAGCUCAUUGUGUGGUGGGAAAUCUUGAUGAGGCAAAAGGGGUGUUUGUAAAGAUGGGUGAGGAAGGGUGUGAGCCGAGUUUGGUCACGUAUAACGUGAUGAUCAGUGGUUUUUGUAAAAAGGGUCGUCUUGAUGAAGCUAUCGAGAUCAAGAAACGUAUGAUUGAUAAAGGGUUAGUGCCGAAUGUGUUCAUAUAUACUACACUAAUUGAUGGAUUCUUCAUAAUGAAGAGAUCAGAAGAGGCAAAAAUGGUAUUGAAGGAGAUGAGGGAUGCGGGCGUGGAGCCAAAUGUGGUGACUUAUAAUGCGUUGGUUAACGGGUUUGUAUCACGACGUGAUAUGGAAUCGGCAAUGGGAAUUAAGGAUGAGAUGGUCGCUAGUCAAAUUGGUGCGAAUUUGGUUGUUUACAAUACGCUUCUUCACGGGCUAUGUAAGGAGCAUAUGAUUGAUAGAGCUCGUGAGUUAACGAAUGAGAUGUCGAGUAUGGGGUUAAAACCGGAUUUUAGAACUUUCACAGUGUUGAUUCAGGGUUACUGUAAAGAUCAGAGAUUGAUUGAUGCGUUUGAAGUUCUUGAAGAUAUGAAGAAGCUUGAUUUGGAGCCGAAUGUGAGAACUUACGGUCUUUUGAUCAUUGGAUUGUGCAGAACCGGAGAUCUUGAAAAGGCGGACGCCCUUCUUUUAGAAACGAGCUUGAAGAAUCUUAAACUAGAUCAAAUAGUUUACGAGACCCUUUUGAGUUAUUGUUCAAAGGAAUGUGAUUCAGUAAAGUCGAAAAGAGUUUUGGAGGUGAUGAAGGAGCAGGGGAUAACGCUGAAUGAGGUUUAUUACGGCAGCCUCAUAGGAAGGCUUUGUGGAGUUGGGAAAAUGGAUGAAGCGAGAUCGUUCAUGAAUGAAAUGAUCGAGAGAGGUUUGGUGCCAAAUGCACACAUAUAUGAAUCAUUCAUCAAUGAAUAUUGCAGGUUAAGGGAAAUGAAGGUUGCGAAUAAGUAUUUCUACACAAUGCUAGGUCGUGGUUUAAUACCACAAUUUGCGUCUUUUGCGGUUUUAAUCGAGGAAAACUGCAGAAGUGGUAACGUAGCCGAUGUGUUUUUGAUUUUGAGAUGUACGCUUUCCCGAAAGGUUUUUUCCGAUAUUCGAGUGUAUAAAGUGGUUCUUGAUGGUCUCAUGAAGUUUGGAAGACUUGAAGAGGCCUCUGGGCUCAUGGUUGAACUCCACGAGAAGGGUUUCGUUCUCGAAUGUGGCUCGAUCGUAUUGAGUUUGUGCAAGAAAGGAAAGGUGGAAGAAGCUUGUACGCUUGUCGAAAAUUGCGGAUUUACGCCUAGCGUACUUACGUACAACGUCUUGAUAAAGGGUUUUUUCAAGAUCGGUGAUGCCACUAGAGCGAAGGAAUUGUUUGAUGAAAUUAAGGAAAAGGGUUUGAGCCCAAACGAUGUCACGUAUGGCACAAUGAUCAUCGGGCUAUGCAAGUUCAAGGAUUUAACUGCAGCGUGUGCGGUAUCAGAUGAAAUGAUACGGAACGAUGUAUCGCCGAACCGGUUUCUGUAUACUGCUCUUGUCGAUUGUUGUCACAAGAUUGGGGAUUCGGAAAAAGCUAACGAGCUGAGUCGACAAAUGAUCGAGAAGGGUUUUGCGUUGACUUCGUUCUCCGAUGCGUUGACUACUAACGAGCAAGAACCCGAAAGAAGCCAAGUGGGAAUGUAAUGGUGGAAACAAGAUAGUUCUUUUCAGUUUUCAACAACCUUGUUUCAAUCUGAAUGGGUCAGAACCAGACAGGUCGGCAUACAUCUCAACUAAGACGUUAUUUUCGAGUGGGAUAUACUGGGUUCGUUUGGUUUUGAGCCCGAAAAGCAUUGGGCCCGAAGCAAACACACGACGCUUUCUUACAAGUGUUUGGUUUGACUUUAAUUUGAUGACUAUUUGAGUCUAUUUAGGUCAAACAAAAAAGGGUCAUUACAGUUUUGUAGAUUCAUUCAUGGCAGUAGCCAAAAUAAUGAUGAUAGAAGUGUUUCAUACGAUCAUCGUAUUAUGGUUCUUCCAGCGUCCAAUACAUUUCAAGAAGCAUAUCAACGGUUGCAUCUGCCAACCACGGCUAUAUGUACACAUGGCCGUUCCUGGGAGGGUGGGCCAAGCGACGUCAGGGCCCACAAAAAACAGGGG
Molecule: messenger RNA, 2839 nt
Organism: Cynara cardunculus var. scolymus (artichoke)
Lineage: Eukaryota; Viridiplantae; Streptophyta; Magnoliopsida; Asterales; Asteraceae
Product: pentatricopeptide repeat-containing protein At5g61990, mitochondrial-like
Exons: 1
Coding region: 35-2383 (782 amino acids)
Molecular function (GO): protein binding
Source: RefSeq, a predicted model, not a curated record